Molecule: messenger RNA, 3437 nt
Organism: Bombyx mori (domestic silkworm)
Lineage: Eukaryota; Metazoa; Arthropoda; Insecta; Lepidoptera; Bombycidae
Product: abscission/NoCut checkpoint regulator
Exons: 8
Coding region: 2463-3377 (304 amino acids)
Biological process (GO): mitotic cytokinesis checkpoint signaling; abscission
Cellular component (GO): cleavage furrow; midbody; centrosome
Molecular function (GO): phosphatidylinositol-3-phosphate binding; metal ion binding
Source: RefSeq, a predicted model, not a curated record
CGUUAAAUAUGCCGAAAGCUAUAAAAAGUGAUGCCCGGAGUAUUAUGCUAAAGGUGAAAUCAUUUUUUGAAGAAGAAGCUGGGCUGCAGGCUCCUAUCAUUCCGUUUAAUCAAGUAUGCAAACGGAUUUCGGCUACAACAGGUGUAACAGUUGUAAAGUUCUGAUGGAGCCUAAUGAAGUAUCGGCUUGGAGAGCGAGAGGGCCGAACCUCCUACGAGGUCCCCGCGCAAAAGGGGCGCGCGGGGUAUGUGAGACUCAACGAUCUGCAUGGUGUUGUGAGCAGACCGCGGGCCCAAGGAUUUUAGAGCCCACCCACUAAACGACUCCUCUGCACUCUUACACCCGACGUCCGAUCCCCUCCGAGGUCAGAACCCGGAUGAGGUAGGGGGGCUACCGCGGUCAACACUACAACCAGACGGCGCGACUCACUCCAAGGACGCCCAGCCGACGGAGCCUUCGAGGCGAAUCGAAGGCUCUGAAACAUCGGCCGUCUCGGUACGGCAGCCCGUCGGGCCGCCCAGACGGUGCCGCUGGUGUUACAACGGCUACCCACUGAAGUAGGAAACCUAUGGAAAUGAAACGUCAACAAAAAAUUCGUGCCACUGUGACGUCAUCUGGCCACAAAACAUGGCGGCUUUAGUGCUGCCCAGAAAAUUUUAAUGUUAGUAGGUUUUAUCGAUAAACGUUCUUGGCUCAUUUUAUUUUAAAUAUUGUUGAGUGAAUGUAUUUGUAGAAUUUAUACUUUAAUAGGAAGUAAGUAUAUUGUUAUGUGCAAAGAUGAUGUGAUUUAGAUAUUAUGUGAAAUCUAAGACGAGUUCGUGCUUCAAAUUUGCCAAGUAAACGAUAUGACGAUUUUUAAAAUUUGCUACACUGAUUUUAUAAAGUUGUCGUUUGCCGCAAAACAUAAAGAUAUGGCGUAGUACAGUACCAUCUGCCCAUUUCUAGCAUGCUGAAUGUUAUCGUAUUUUGAGUACGUGUUUUUCUUAGACUAUUACAAUCUAUUUUAAUUGUUUUGCUGAUUCUAAAGUCCGUAACACACUACCGCAGCGCACCUCAAGGAAGGUACGCCGCACCAUUUGAAUCACUCUCACUUGAGAGUGAUUCAAAUUUUAAACUUAUCAAGGGACCGCCUGAUAAAAAAAACACCUACAGAACAUUUAUUCGUUAAUAAAAUUACAAACAUUCCUUGUGACUUCCUCUCUAAAAUCACUUAAUUAUUAAAUAUUUAACGAGUUGACAAUAGUGUUAUAAAACUAUUUUAUUUAAAUAGUUCCAACGACUUUCUUGAGAUCCUAUAAAAUAUGAUUUAAUUAUUAUUUUUGUAUGUUUUAAGCAUGAUAAAAUAAGAAAUUUUAUAUAAGCAAUCAUAUUAAAUCGAUAUCAAAGUCAAUAAAUAAUGUACAACCCAAAACAUACGGCCGAACUGACGUGACAAUGACAUUUGGCGCGCUAAACAUGGCGGAUUUUCGGCCUCAUUAGACGGAGACGGAGACAUUUACGUAUAUUCAUGUUUCAUUUUAUGUACGCACUGAAAUUCUGUUAUAUUGUUUUCCUGCGAGUUAAAGUGGUGAGUAAGAACGAGAUAGAUAUAUGUUUAUGUAUGUGCCUUCAAAAUGGGUGCUAUUUAUAUAAGCAAUUGUACGUAUAGAACAAUAUGUCGUGUCCCUACUAUAUAGGUCUAUGCGGUUACCCCACCCUUCGAACCGAAACGCAUUACUGCUUCACGGCGGAAAUAGGCGGGGUGGUGGUACCUACCCGUGCGGACUCCCAAGGGGUCCUACCACCAGUGAUUACGCAAAUUAUAAUUUUGCGGGUUUGAUUUUUAUUACACGAUGUUAUUCCUUCACCGUGGAAGUCAAUCGUGAACAUCUGUUGAGUACGUAUUUCAUUAGAAAAAUUGGUACCCGCCUGCGGGAUUCGAACACCAGUGCAUCGGUAACUAAAGCGGGAUUCGAACACCAGUGCAUCGGGCCUAAAGUGUUUACACACGAAUGCACCGGAAGUCUUAUCCUUUAGGCCACGACGACUUCAAAUUUCUAGAUGGGUCUUUUAACAAGAAUCUUUGAAGAAUCUAAACGAUUGAAACUCUUAACCUCCUUGUCAAAAGGCUAUCGCAGUAGAUUGACACAUAACGUUAUAUAUAUUACAGACAGAAUCCCUAUGUCACAUAGCAGUUUUUUUUCCUAUGAAUGUGGUGUUAUAAUUUAUUGUGUUUUUACGAAUCUAAAUAAUAUAACUAAAAAUGUUUACUUUCCCGUCUUUAAUGCGCAUUGGAAUUAAUAGCAACACUAAAACGACGAUUCACAGAUAAGUUGGUGAAUGGUGACACUUCAUAGAUUAUACACAUAGUGACACUUGGUGACACUGUACUUUGGUAUAUAUACAUAGGUUUUGUAGCAGGUACUUAUUUUGGUACCUAAAUUUGUGAUUACGAGGCGGAGAGUCUUACAGUAAUUUAUGUAAUGGCGUGUAAUACUUGUGCGAAACCUUUCAAUUUACUGCGGAAAGAAAAGGGAUGUCCAGGUUGUGGAUUUAGUUAUUGUUCAAAAUGUCUUGACCACAAAAUGUUUUUGGAGAAACUGAAUGCUGAAGCAAAGGUAUGUGUACAAUGUAAAAAAAAAUCUAAUUAUGAUAAAAAAAUAGAGCCUCCAUCUGCUUACUUCAAAAGAUUAGCUACUGUUCAACCACCAGAUCCAAAUGAUAGCAAUACAAACUAUGCUGGAGCAAGUUCAAAAGACAAUGAGAUUUUAAAACGAUUACAGAACCUAAAGCAAGAACAAGUUCACAAGAAAGUUUCCACAGAUGACGAGAUUGCUCAGAGGCUUAAAAAUAUAAAAGGUGACCUUCCAUCAGCAAGUGUCAGUGAAAUUGAAGCACGACUGGCUAAUUUAAGAGGUGUACCUGUACAAUCACAUUGUAAGCCCAUAUUACCCACUCCAGAUUUAAGAACGGAACAGGAGCAGGCAGAUGAUUUGAUGAAACAGUAUUUGGAGCAAGUUAAUAUAGACACAAAAUAUAAAGAUGAUUUUAAUGAUAUAAUAGACAGUAUUGAAUCUAGAGUGCAAAAAUUGAAAUCAUCAAGUACCGAGAUAUCAGAAGAUAAAAGUAAAUUAUUGUCAAAUAAUAAUACAGAAUUAGAUGAAGAAGAAACAGUGAAUAAAAUAAUUGAAAAGAUAAAGGCUGAUCCUUCACUUGAUGAAACAGUAGAUUCACCUACAAAAAAUGAUGAGUUGCCUUUUUGUGAGAUAUGUAAUGAAGAUGCAGUAUUGCGGUGUUUGGGAUGUCGAUAUUUGUUUUGUAAGCUUUGCUUCAUGGAACACAAAGAUGAUGAUGAUGGCUGUGAUAGAUACGAAAAUUAUCAACCUCCAACAAAUUAAAUAAUUCUAUAAAAGAUUUAAUAUAAAGUUAAAAUAAAUAAAUUUUAAAUAUUUUAUUUA